Caenorhabditis remanei is the source of this 981-nucleotide messenger RNA. RefSeq lists its product as uncharacterized. Gene Ontology annotation, biological process: neuropeptide signaling pathway. The coding region runs from base 1 to 981 and encodes 326 amino acids. NCBI's taxonomy places the organism in Eukaryota, Metazoa, Nematoda, Chromadorea, Rhabditida, Rhabditidae. The record is from RefSeq and is a predicted model, not a curated record. Gene Ontology annotation, cellular component: membrane. Gene Ontology annotation, molecular function: neuropeptide receptor activity. The transcript has 5 exons.
AUGCUCACGACAAACUGGCAAGCUGAUGUUGUAAUCUAUGAGAUGAUGGUGUUUAUGCCAAUCUAUGCAGUUGUAUUAUGGGCGAUAUGGUUCAUGAGACCCAGAAAAUCAGCAUUUAGGACACAUUAUUAUACUUUAGUUAUGUCACAGGGUGCUGCUGACUUUCUCACUGUUAUUAUUUUCGUCACUCAAAUGCUUCCCCGAUAUUUCAACAUUGGAAACUCAUUAGUCUGGUGGCUCGAUAAUUACGGAGCUUCUAAUUUUUAUGUGAAUUCUGGUCCACAGAUGUUUAUUUUGAGGUCAAUCGGAUUGUUUUUGAUAACGAUGCAGAGAUAUGCAACGAUUUGUAGGCCACAUGGAAGGCUGAGCCAUAUACUUUCCAUCACUUCCUCGUUUACUUUGAUUCUAUGUCACUGGCUAAUCGCAUUUUCUCUUCACAUGCCAGCUGUUCUGAUCUGUCACGCGCACUUUGAGAAUCCUCAGUCGUUUUUCGUCAUUACAUCUGAAGAUCAUAAAAAGACAAGCGCUACCAUCGUCAUUUGCACAUUUGUGUUCUGUGGAAUAUCCACAUUAUUUAUGUAUUCUUCCAUCAUUCGAAUUUUGUGCUCAGCGAAGCGUACAGUUGUUAUGACGACUAAUAGUUGGCAAUCUCGUCAGAACCGUUACCAAGAAGCUCGUCUCUGCAUCCAUGUCUUCUUUCUGGCCGUCAUGUCAGCUGCCACAUUCUCUUAUUAUGUCUUCCAAGCAAUUUACUCCAAUGAAAUCGGUGUAGGCGACGUCGUUUUGUCCCAAUAUGAUCCUGUGUCUGAAAAUAGAAAUCUGCAGCAAGAAGCUCUACGUUCACUACGUCUAUGGUAUCCAUUGGUCUCCGGGAAUCUGAGUUUCCUCAAUCCGUUAAUGUUGUUAUUAUUGAAUCGAGAUAUUCAGAAGUGUUUUGUGAACUUUUGCAGUGGAAAAACUGUGAGUGGAAGGGAGAGUUAG